UCGGCCGCUGGGUCCCGGGGCCCUGCCCGACCCGCUUUCGUCGUGGCCGCGGGACGCCACAGCCCUGACUUGGACCUGCUGCCGCCUGGUCCCCCAGGGCCACCUCUGCAGCCGGCCUCUUGCCCCCGGGGCUUUCCCAUCUGUGGGUUCAGGCGCGGGUCCCCUUGCUCCCCGGGCCUCGGUGGGACCCAGGCCCCUUUCCUGACUCAGGCCUUUCUGCCCAUAGGACCCCCUGCCCCGUGCUCCGCCUCGGCCCCGCCCCGCCCCCAGUCCUUCAGCUGUUUCCCGGGAGAGGUGUGUGGGCAGGAUGGGCCGGCGGCGGUGCGGGUGCUGUGUUGAGCCCAGGCCAGCUGAGCCGUGCAGUGCAGCCACGCAGGGCGCCUACCUGGGAGGUAGUGGGAGAGCAUGGAGGCCUGGCAAUGGCCUAGACUUUGGACUCGUGCCUCCGAGUUGGCCUCCUGGCAGGCUGCCCACGAGCCAAGUGCUGGUAGUAGAAGGGGCUGGUGCAGGUUUAAGGAGGGUUAUCCUGGAAGACCAAGACCCUUGGGGAGAGGUGGCAGUUGGGGGUGGGUAUGACAGGUGGAGUUGGGUUAGCCUCAGCUUUUAUUGGGGUUCUUGGUGGAGGAGAGGUCCUGACUGAAUCCUGUGUUAAAGGUCCUUGCUGCUGGGAGGAGAGUGAGGCCAGGAGGGCCUGGGUGGCCGCAGGGAAGCUGGUGCAUUGGUCAGGGCUGGAACUGUCCUUAGAUACAUUUGGGGAUAUUUACAGAGUUGCUGACCAAUCCCUGACACUCCACAUGAAGUGGUCAGGGAGCAGAGACCCUAUAGCCAGUGCCAUCAGAAAACAGACCCUAUCAUGUACCCACAUGAUCUCAAAGAAACACUAUUGCUUCAUAGUUUAAAUAACCUCUCUGUUGGUAAGCCUAUUGUACGCAUGUGUGUGUGUGUGGUCCUGGGACUGGAACCCAGGGCCUCACAAGUGCUAGGCCAGCACUCUACCACUGAACCACACCACAGCCCAGUGACUUAGCUUUUAAUAAGAGAAACUAAAUACUGAUUAUAUGAAUAAACAUCAUCCAACACUUGUCCUUUCCCACAGCAUUUGCUUGUGAUAUUUUUGUAGAAAAUAUCCUCAGGUAUUCAAAUUGGUACAAGUUUCUGUUUGCUAUUAUGUUGUGCCUGAAAAAAAAAAGAUGAGGUUAGGUAUAAAAUUAUAAUUUUGAAGUGGAUUUCUAGUACUUUGAGGGGCCUCAUACUUGGGCUGUGUGCAGAUUAAAUCUUGCCUGUUAUGUACAUGGGUUAGAAGUACGCAAGAGCAAGUGGACUACUAUGUGGAAUCUUAAAAUUGUAUAAAACAGUAGUGGGCCAUUGGUGGAAACACACAUUUGGGGAGCUUGAAUCCCUAGCAUUUGGGUUAUUCCGGAGUCUGUUGUUUGAAGAGUUUGGCAUAAACAUCAACAUUGGCCAGGGGCAAGGCAGUGCCACCCCACAUGGCCAGGUUGCAUCCUUAUCUGCUUUUGAUGUCUUGGUUUGGGCAAUGUUGAUUUUCAUAACAUACAAUCUGCUUUUUUGGGUUUGCACCAAUAUUACUCAGCCAUGUUCACAUUCCAGAUUAGGGGUGUUGAAUCUUAAGUGCAAGCUUAGGUGAUUUCAGCCUCAUUAGGGUCACAGAGUAUUCUUGGGGGCAUGUCCCUAUUUCCCUUUGCUUGCUGCUCUUUCCCUAGACAGUGGCCCAGGACUAUAGUACCUGGGCUGGAGCUGGACUUAUGUAGGGCACAUGCUGCCAGGUUCUCCCUGUAGCAGAGGGAAGGGGCAGGCAGCGGCCAGGUGCUGAUAGCCCACACUCUCCAGGGUGGCUGGGGGGCCCAUUAUUGAGGUUUCUCUUUGCCACUCUUUGAUAUUUAGGAGAUUGGAUUAUUUUGGAGAAGGAGGCAUGUGUCUGUGGUAAUUAAGCACAUCACCAUCUUUUUUUAGCUCUUUGGAAAUAGAAAUUCAGCUUUAUGUUUUUUGAAUAAAUUCUAAGUAGUCAGCCGUGUAUAUUUUUGUGUGCAUGCAUGUACAUCAUUUUUAGUACCCUUGAAGGCUUCUUCCUCACCCUGAAGGGCAACACUGACCUCCAGAGAUAAUGACCACUCAACUUCUGUCAUCACAGGUUUGUUUUGCCUAACCUUGAACUGCACAUAACUGGUACCGUUCCCCAAAUACUGUUUUGUGUCUGGUAGACAUGCCCUUUCUUUUCCUUUUUUGGCAGUAUUGGGAAUGGAACCCAGGGCCUCCUCCGUGCUAGACAAGUAAUUUAUCAUUGAGCCAUACCCCCAGCCCUUUUUAUUUUGAAAUGACAUCUUGCUAAGUUUCUGUGGCUGGCCUGGAACUUGGGAUGCUCCUACCUCAGCCUCUUUGAGUAGCUGGGGUUGUAGGUGUGCACCACCCUGCCUGGCUUGGGGAUGCCCUUUUAGUAAAAUGUAAGUCUUCUAUAUGAAGCUGGAGCAUUUGUAUGUGGACUACAGUUGAGAGUGAGGAAAUCAGAACUUCCUAUGACCACCCCCACACACCCACCCCCACACACACAUACUUUCUCUCUCUCUCUCUCUCUGUCUCUCAUACAUGUGGAUGUCAGUUCUGUUCUCAAGCCACUACUCUGAUAGAGCACGACUUCACAGUAAAACAAUCUGGAACCUGAAAGGUCUGCAGUGUAACUUUUUUAUUUUAUUUUUGCUACUGGGGAUUGAACCCAGGGGUACUUAACCACUGAGAUACACCCCCAGCCCAUUUUUAAUGUUUAAUUUUGAGACAGGGUCUUGCUAAGUUGCUGUGGCUGGCCUUGAACUUGGAAUCCUUCUACCUCAGCCUUCAACUGCUGGGAUUAUAGGCAUGUGCCAGCAUUGCCCAGCUGCAGUGGCUCAUGAAAUCAGUUAAGCAGCUUCUAUCCAAAAAAAAAGAAAAAAAAAAAAGGAAUAAAAUAGAAAAUUCAGAAUACCGCUCAUGAAGAGUAAGUAUAGUUUAAUGAGCCUUUUGUUUCAGUUGUAUAUGCAGAUACAGUAAGUCACACAGGACCACUGGAGGCUGUAAACUGAGGGUGCUGUCUUGUUGUGUGCUGUGGAGGGAGUUCAGGGGAACGGAACUCAUGGAAGUUGCUGCCAAGAUUCGAGACAGGGCUGCUGUCUGGGAGGAGAACGCUUGGCAGCUAGGGCUUCGUGACGUGUAGGGGAUACAGCUCUCAUGGCUGCAGCCAGUGUGACACCCCCUGGCUCCCUAGACCUGCUGCAGCCUGGCUUCUCCAAGACCCUCCUCGGGACCAAGCUAGAGGCCAAGUAUUUGUGCUCUGCCUGCAGAAAUGUCCUACGGAGGCCCUUCCAGGCCCAGUGUGGCCAUCGCUACUGCUCAUUCUGUCUAACCAGCAUCCUCAGCAGCUCUGGGCCUCAGAAUUGUGCUGCCUGUGUUCAUGAGGGCAUAUAUGAAGAAGGCAUUUCUAUUUUAGAAAGCAGUUCGGCUUUCCCAGAUAAUGCUGCCCGCAGGGAGGUGGAGAGCCUGCCGGCCAUCUGUCCCAAUGAUGGGUGCACUUGGAAGGGGACCCUGAAAGAAUAUGAGAGCUGCCACGAAGGACUCUGCCCCUUCCUCCUGACUGAGUGCCCUGCGUGUAAAGGCCUGGUCCGCCUUGGGGAGAAGGAGCGCCACGCGGAACAGGAAUGCCCAGAGAGGAACCUGAACUGCCAGCACUGCCAGGAGCCCUGUGGCCAUGCUGACCUGGAGGCACACCAUGAAGUCUGCCCCAAGUUCCCUUUGACCUGUGAAGGCUGUGGUAAAAAGAAGAUCCCUCGGGAGAAGUUUCAUGACCACGUCAGGACGUGUGGCAAGUGCCAGGUCCCCUGCAGAUUCCAUUCUGUUGGCUGCCCUGAGAUGAUGGAGGCUGAGGAGCUGCUGGAGCAUGAGGCACAUCAGCUGCGGGAGCAUCUGGCCCUGGUGCUGAGCUCCCUCCUGGAGGCACAGACUCUCCCUGGGGGCCAGAACCAGGUGGGACCACAGCUACUGCAGCGGUGUCAGACCCUGGAGCAAAAGACGGCCACCUUUGAGAACAUCGUCUGUGUCCUGAACCGAGAGGUGGAGAGGGUGGCUGUGACUGCUGAGGCCUGCAGCCGGCAGCACCGGUUAGACCAGGAUAAGAUUGAAGCCCUGAGUAACAAGGUGCAGCAGCUGGAGAGGAGCAUUGGCCUGAAGGACCUGGCCAUGGCUGACCUGGAGCAGAAGGUCCUGGAGUUGGAGGCAUCCACCUACGAUGGGGUCUUUAUAUGGAAGAUCUCAGACUUUGCCAGGAAGCGCCAGGAGGCUGUGGCUGGCCGUACACCUGCCAUCUUCUCCCCAGCCUUCUACACCAGCAGGUAUGGCUACAAGAUGUGUCUUCGAGUCUACCUGAACGGUGAUGGCACCGGGAGAGGAACACAUCUGUCUCUCUUCUUUGUGGUGAUGAAAGGCCCCAAUGAUGCCCUCCUGCGGUGGCCCUUCAACCAGAAGGUGACGUUGAUGCUGCUGGACCAGAACAACCGGGAACACGUGAUCGAUGCCUUCAGGCCCGACAUAACCUCAUCCUCCUUCCAGAGGCCAGUCAGCGACAUGAACAUUGCCAGUGGCUGCCCCCUCUUCUGCCCUGUGUCCAAGAUGGAGGCCAAGAAUUCCUACGUGCGAGAUGAUGCCAUCUUCAUCAAGGCCAUUGUGGACCUGACUGGGCUGUAGCCACCCCUCAGCAGGUGCAGGAGCUCAGUGAGGAGCUGACACGCUGGUCAAGAGCCCUGCUGUGCAGGGCAGGCAGUCUGGGUGUAGGUGCUGGGGAGGCCUCAGCCUGCAGCCAUGCUCACUGUCACAUGAGGAAGGAGCUGUUGGCUAGUCCUCAGCUGGCAGAGACUGGAGAGACCCUGAUGGCUCACCCCAGAUCCCUGGUGGGAUUGGCCAGAGCUCUUCUGAUUCCCAUCAGAACUGCCCUCACUGUUUUCUGUGCAGUGUGGGGAGAGUUCCUGGGUGGGGUGCCCAGAGGGGAGCUUCAGAGCUGUCUGAGCCGCAAGAGUGUGGUGGGUGGCCUGGUGCCUUUGGUGUAGUCAUCAGAAAGGAGGCGUGGUCUGCGCUGGGAGAAGGGCCUCUGUCUGCAGAGUGUGGCCCGGAAGAGAAAGGGUGCUUGGAACCCAGGUGCUCUUAGGACAGGAGCCCGUCUGUGCUGGCCAGGCUGAGAAGCGGUGUCUAGCCCCGCCCCGUGUUGGCUACACCAUCAGGCUGUGGAGAAAUCACUAUUAAACUGUUCAGACCUC
Molecule: messenger RNA, 5291 nt
Organism: Marmota monax (woodchuck)
Lineage: Eukaryota; Metazoa; Chordata; Mammalia; Rodentia; Sciuridae
Gene: Traf2
Product: TNF receptor associated factor 2
Exons: 12
Coding region: 3217-4725 (502 amino acids)
Biological process (GO): regulation of apoptotic process; activation of NF-kappaB-inducing kinase activity; protein K63-linked ubiquitination
Cellular component (GO): plasma membrane signaling receptor complex; cytoplasmic side of plasma membrane; cytosol
Molecular function (GO): tumor necrosis factor receptor binding; ubiquitin protein ligase binding; ubiquitin-protein transferase activity
Source: RefSeq, a predicted model, not a curated record